Agrilus planipennis (emerald ash borer) is the source of this 2047-nucleotide messenger RNA. Its product is annotated as ABC transporter G family member 20. Gene Ontology annotation, cellular component: membrane. The transcript is spliced from 13 exons. Lineage: Eukaryota; Metazoa; Arthropoda; Insecta; Coleoptera; Buprestidae. Gene Ontology annotation, molecular function: ATP hydrolysis activity; ABC-type transporter activity; ATP binding. The coding region runs from base 208 to 1929 and encodes 573 amino acids. The record is from RefSeq and is a predicted model, not a curated record.
CAAUUAUUAUUACUGUUGACAAUUACAAUCACAUUAUUUGCAGUAGUUUGAUAACUUUGCGAGACAUGCAAAGUGUGAUCGGUGGCAAUUGUGAUUUUCGUCUUUUGUGUUUGUCAGAAACAAAAGAAUAUUUUGUAUUUUCAUUCAGAAAGUUUUUUUUAGAGGUUCUGGUUCAUAAUUAUUAAUUUUUUUAAAAACGUUUCAAAAAUGGAUAAAGAAAACACAUGUGUUUAUGUGAAGCAUGCAUGUAAGAGUUAUGGGGCUAAACAAGUGUUAAAUAAUUUUUCUAUGACUGUUCCUAAAGGAGUCAUUUAUGGGUUGUUAGGAGCUAGUGGUUGUGGAAAAACGACUUUACUUAGUUGUAUAGUAGGAAGAAAAAAAAUCGAAUCGGGGGAAGUAUGGGUUUUAGGAGGGACACCGGGAACUCCCGGCAGCAAAGUACCUGGCCCGAAAAUAGGAUAUAUGCCCCAGGACGUAGCUUUAGUGGCAGAGUUUACAAUACGCGACGCCCUUUUUUAUUUUGGUAGGGUGUUUCGAAUGCAAGACAAAGAUAUAGAAAGUCGUCUUAAUGAAUUAACAGUUUUGUUAGAUUUACCACCCCAAAACAGAUAUGUAGGUGAUUGCAGUGGGGGACAGCAGAGGAGGGUGUCAUUUGCCGUGGCAUUAUUAAACAACCCCCAACUUCUUAUUUUAGACGAACCCACAGUUGGAUUAGAUCCAGUUUUACGAGACAGAAUUUGGAAUUAUUUAGUCGAAUUAGCCGAAGAUAGGCAAGUGACGAUAAUUAUAACCACUCAUUAUAUCGAAGAGACAAGACAGGCCCACAAGAUUGGUCUGAUGAGAGAAGGGAGACUAUUGGCGGAAGAAUCUCCCUCGAAAUUGUUGAGGGAUUUCGGUACCGAAACGUUGGAAGAAGUGUUUUUAAUUUUAAGCCAGAAACAAUCGGAAGGGAAAUUGGAACAGUUCCAAAACAAUUUAAAUAAUCAUGAUAUAAACGGAAUUUAUCCUGCGGAUUCUGAGGCGAACUCUAUAAAUUCUAUAGGAGUUAGUUCAACAAAUCUGGUGUCACAGAAAAGAAAAAAGAAAUAUGUCGCUCCAAAAUUGUUCAAUACUUUCCGAUUGAAAGCACUUUUUGAUAAGAAUUGGAAACAAUUCCAUAGGAACGUAAGCGGAUUGAUGUUUAUGAUUUUCUUCCCUUGUCUGCAAAUGUGCGCGUUCCUUACCGCAGUCGGUGGUGAUAUUAAAAACAUAAACAUAGCCAUAGUUAAUGAAGAAAACAAUUUUAGUCCUUGUAAAGACUAUUUGGUAAAUGAAACCGCAAUUUACAACGCAUCCGAGGAUUUGUGUGAAUACCAACGACUGGGUUGUCGAUUUUUAGAAGCAGUCAAUACUUCCAUGAUGCACCAUAUUUAUUACAAUGAUAUUGAUAGCGCAAUCCAUGAUAUAAAAAGAGGAAAAGUUACAGGUGCUUUACACAUUCACAAAAAUUUUUCUUAUGCCUUAGAGCAAAAAGUUCAGAAUGCUGGGAACAUGACCGACGAAGAACUCGAAGAUACUCAAAUAAUGAAGGGGGGUCUUGUGGUUAUUACAGUGCUGAUAUUUUUGCAAGGUCUUUGCGGAAUCAGCUACGGAUUUUUAAUAUCGGUCUUUUGUAGCGACCAUAAUUCAGCCAACAUAUUGUCCACUGGCGUGUUUUAUCCCAUGAUCUUAACUUGUGGCUUGGUGUGGCCCAUCGAAAGUAUGCCAACAGUUCUUCGUUGGAUAUCUCUUUGUUUGCCAUUUACAGUACCGAUUUUAUCGGUGAGAAAUGUUCUUAAAAAGGGAUGGGGUAUGACCCAUCUACAUGUCCUGAAUGGCGUUGGCCUGGAAAUACUUUGGUGCGUUAUUUUAGGCACCAUUAGUGCUUACCAACUAAAAAAACGUAGAUAAAUUGUGAUUAUUUGUUUAGCAAAGUGUUCGUUUAUUUAUUUGUGGAUGUUUUAUAUUAGUUUGUUUAAGCAAUUGCUAUUGUAAAUAAAAAAAAAGGAAUAAAAUGGUUGUUUGCUCA